This is a messenger RNA of Dothidotthia symphoricarpi CBS 119687, 1170 nucleotides long. RefSeq lists its product as uncharacterized. The coding region runs from base 1 to 1170 and encodes 389 amino acids. The record is from RefSeq and is a predicted model, not a curated record. Lineage: Eukaryota; Fungi; Ascomycota; Dothideomycetes; Pleosporales; Dothidotthiaceae. The transcript has a single exon.
AUGCCUGGGCUCAACCAGUUUGUUCCGCCGCCCGACUCGCGGGAGCUCCUCCCACCACUACUGGCCUGCCUCUCAACGGCGAGAGCAUCGAAACAGACGCCUCCAGGCUUGCUACCCCUGCUGUCGCCUAUCCUCCGUCAGCGAGUACAACUUCUCUCCUCCGAUGAGUGGCUCUCCCUGCUAUGCUGGGACAAAGAAGCUGGCUCCAGACUACCACAAACCAUUGAGAAGAUACACGUUGAGCCUCACCCCUCUUCAGGCGAGAUCGAGGUGGAAGAGCCAGAUCAAACACUGUACCGGCGAUCAGACCCAGAGACGCUACACUCAAGACUCGUGUUGGGCGAGUUCGGCCUCAUACCGACAUAUCUGUGGUGCACGGGUGGAGAGGGCGGCAGUCGGUGGUUGCUGGCAGAACUGAGAGGUGCACAAGACGCUGAGGAUGGCACUGAAUGGUUCACCAACAUCAGCGAGGCAGACGAGGCAGGAUUCCGGCGAAAGCCAGCCAAAAGAAGUGAAGUUGUGGCCGAGCGAGAGACCCUACAACCAGAGCCUGCGAGAGAGGAGGAGGGUGACGACGAUGCAUACUGGGCCGCGUACGACCAAACCCCGGCGCAAACGCCGCAUCUGAAGCGCUCUCCCGCACCACAAGCCGCGAGUCGAACGCAGGUCGGACCAACACAGUCAGAACUAGAGUACUUUGCACGAUAUGCUCAGGAAGUACAACCCGCGCUCGAUGCCCACGACCCAGACGAAGAAAACAUCGCACCUGGCGAAUCAACACUGAACGGCAACACCUUGGACUACUCCCGCGAGCCACAGGUCGAACCACUCGAAACCUCGAAUUUGGGACCAAACGGCUACGAUUCGUCGUUGCCCCCGCCAUACGCAAAUGUCAAUCUAGACGCAUACGAAUCACAAAGGGAGUCCAUCGAAGAUGAUGCGCUGAACCACCCACGGCCAUCCUCCUCCGCGUCGUCAAAAUCCGUUGAAAGGCUGGAGCGCCAAGCACGGAAUUCUAGCCAGGCUGAGCUCGCGAUCAAGCAGCACAUCAGCACCGACAUCAAGAGCUUGUUUCGACUGGCAAAAGCAUCGGGCAUUGACAGGGAGGAGUUUGAGAGAAUCAUUAUGAGAGAGUUGGAGGUUUUGCCGCUGUUGGAGCAAGAGCAAUGA